AUGCACAUUAUUGCGCCGUCCAAAGAGAAGAUGGACAAAAAGGUUGUAACUCCAAAUUCGCAAAAUUAUGGAUGUGAACCCAAUCGCGGAAUUCUUUCGCCUAGAUCAACAUGUCAUCUCACAGUAACAAUGCAAGCCUUGGAGGAGGCUCCUCGCAACAUGCAAUGUGAGAACAAGUUUCUGAUUCAGAGUUUAGUCGUGAGUUCUGGUGCAACCAUAGAAGACGUUGAAAUACUGUUCGAUGAGGAAGGACAUCGUAGUCAAAGUGGCCUACUGAAUGCGAAGUAUAUUUUCCCUCCCCAAGUUCAAUCAGUAGUUCCCGAAGGAAUUGUAAGUUCUUCUCUGGCUUCUGAAGCUUCUGUUUGCCGACAGUCAAUAUUUUGUGUGAAGGUAGCAGGGACAAUCAUUGUCAUGCUUGCCAUAAUUUUCUUGUACAUCGUGAAAAAGACGUUGCUGCUCAUCUGGAGUUUAAUACUUCUGUUCAUUAUGCUGAUGAUAAAGCUAAUAAGUCAGUCCGCGUUAGAUGCAAUUAAAGAUUGGAUUUCAGACAUUCUAAGUGACACUUUUGUCAAUCCUCUUUGUAGAAGAUUACAAGAUAUUAUUGUGCAUGGGUUCAAACGAAACAGAGAUAGAGACACGGACAGAGACAGAGACGGAGACGGAGACAGAGCAUAA
Molecule: messenger RNA, 675 nt
Organism: Fraxinus pennsylvanica
Lineage: Eukaryota; Viridiplantae; Streptophyta; Magnoliopsida; Lamiales; Oleaceae
Source: the annotation of a GenBank genome assembly